AUGACAUCUACGUCUCUGUCCCCUUGUUUAGACCUGUCCCGUAACCGUCUGCCAGAGCUGCCCGUGGAGGUGUGCAUGUUUGUCUCUUUGGAACACCUGAACCUCUACCAGAACUGCCUGCGCUCGCUGCCUGAGAGUCUGCUCAAUCUCCAGGCCCUCACCUACCUGAACAUAAGGUAACGGACGUACACACACCAGUGGUGGAAAGUUCUUCAAGUUGCACUAUGCAGAAAUGUCAGUUUAUGUGACAAAAUAAGCUAGUAUAGUGUAGAGCAGGGUUUCCCAACUGGUGGCCAGCGGGCCAAAUCUGUCCCGCCAGCAAUAUUUAUUGGCCCCCCAAAUUAAUUGAAGAAGAAGACAAUAAUAUGCAAAUGGUGCACAGCAACCGAAAAAGAAAAACUACACCAGUUGGGUAAUUCAUUAAAAAAAUAAUCUUAAUUUGAAUUUACAAACAACAAGGGCUUAAUUGGAGUCUAUUUCUUUCGAUUCUUGGCCUAUAGAAAAUAACUAGGCCUACCUCAGCCAGUUAUGAGGCUUAACAGCAUCUUGCACAAGAAAAAAAAAAAUAGAAGUGGGAUUCUUUUAAUUAGGCCUACUUACAAUUGCAACUGGCCAAAAAUGUAGCAUCCUACAUAAAACAAUGUCUGAAUGUCUGUGUUGGGAGUCUUGGGAUAACCUGCUCCUGUAAUGACAGAACAUACAGAAAAGACUGUCAGCUUGAGACCUAAAUAGCCCUGGAUAAGCAGUCACAAUAAUGUUAGUAUUUACUAAAUACAGUCAUAUAGGCUACUAAGUUACUGACUUAAUGGGAAAAGUUGCAUUUCCCCUCGGACACGACCUUGUGGAUGUCGGGUGAGAUUAAUGUGAUUUUGAAGCGCAGGCAGUCCUCGAUUGACUUACGUGAAAGCCGGUUCCUGUCGUGAGUCUUGAUUGCGUUCAUAGAGGAAAAGGAGGACUUGCAGGUGUAAGUGGAUCCAAACAUAAUUGUUAGCACAUUUUUAUUUAUUUAUUUCAGCUUUAUUUAACCAGGUAAGCCAGUUGAGAACAAGUUAUAAUUUACAACUGCAACCUGGCCAAGAUAAAGCAAAGCAGUGCGAUAAAAACAACACAGAGUUACAUAUGGGGUAAACAAAACAUAAAGUCAAAAAUAUAACAGAAAAUAUAUAUAUACAGUGUGUGCGAAUGUAGUAAGUUAUGGAGGUAAGGCAAUAAAUAGGCCAUAGUGCAAAAUAGUUACAAUUUCGUAUUAACACUGGAAUGCUAGAUGUGCAAAAGAUGAUGUGCAAAUAGAGAUACUGGGGUGCAAAUGAGCAAAAUAAAUAACAAUAUGGGAAUGAGGUAGUUGGGUGGGCUAAUUUCAGAAUGACAUAAAAUGCUAGUUUCUUUAUUGUGCUGUAUUCAUCUGAGCAUGCCACCCAAGACGCAUACACGGACUUGGCACUCCGGAACACAUCGCUGAUUUGUCUCAAUGUCUGGAAUUAAAUCAGCUCAGUUUGAAUUGCCAAAAAAGCAACAUUGGAGAGGAAUUCCUCAAUUUCCAGAAUAUGAAGGUGGUCAGCUGCUCCCCUCAUUUAGCUUUUUCUGAGAAAAUCCACAACCUGGUCAUGCAGCUUGCAGAACCGCUCCAGCGCUUUUCCUUUACUCAGCAAGUGCAUGUCGUUGUGAAGCAGGAGAUCAUCGUGGGUGGCCUCUGAUUCUGUAACAAGCUUGCGGAAAAGACUAAAUCAAAUCCAAUUGUAUUGGCCACAUGCGCCGAAUACAACAGGUGUAGACCUUACAGUGAAAGGCUUACUUACAAGCCCUUAACCAACAAUGCAGUUAUAAGAAAGAAUACUGAAAAUAAAAAAAAGAUAAUAAGAAAUAAAAGUAACAAAUAAUUAAAGAGCAGGAGUAAAAUAACAGUAGGGAGGCUAUAUACAGGGGGUACCGGUACCGAGUCAAUGUGCGGGGGCACCGGUUAGUCAAGGUAAUUGAGGUAAUAUGUACAUGUAGGUAGAGAUUAAAGUGACUAUGCAUAGAUGAUAAACCAAGAGUAGCAGCAACGUAAAAGAGGGGGGAAUGUUGGGUGCUUGAUGCCCCCUGACAAAGUUGAUUAUGUGCAUUACUUUAUCUAUCACAUAUUUUUGCUCACAGUUUAGUCUGUCACACAGCACACUCUGAUGUAUGAGACAAUGCAAGCCAUUCAUUUGGGGGGCGAUUUGCUUCAGUCUGCUAACCAGGCACCUGUGUCUGCCCACCAUAGCAGGAGCCCCGUCGGUGACAACAAAGUAUACUUUUUUUUAAUGACAGGCUAUGCUGCGUCAACAAUUCUUCCAGCUUUGUGAAUAUGAUGUCCCCGGUGGUGUGUCCUUUGAGGGGAAUCAGUGCCAGUAGCUCUUCUUUAAAUUCAAUUCCAUCAACAAUAACAGACAUACACAAAACUGUGCUACAUCGGUGUUGUGAGUACUCUCAUCAGUAGCCAGGGAAAAAUGCUCAGCCUGAUUGAGCCCCUCCCGAACAAUCCUAUGUACAUCAUCCGGCAGUGCAUGGACGCGGCGGCUGGCUGUGGACACAGACAGGGGCACCUGUUGGACAGACGCAAUUAUGCUGUCCAUAGACUCUGUCCAUUCCUCCAAAACUGUCACUAUGCACUUUUUAAAUACCUCCGCGUCUGUGAAGGGCAUGUUGUGUUUGGUUAGAACCCAGGACGCUUUUAGGGAGGCACUUGUGACCUUCUGUUGGUGGGUCAGGCCAGGAAAGAGGAUUCUGCUGCUAUGUGUGUAGCUUGCAGUUAACCCUUAAAUGUUUCUGCGUCGGGCCUCUGUCUGGGGCGGGAAUGUCACUUUAAAUGUUCCAUGCUUAGAGUCAUAAUAACGUCUGAGAUUGAAUUCUUUGCAAACAGUGACAUUUUCGUGGCAAGUAAGACCCACUGGCUUGGCAUUGGAGAAAGAUGGUAAGAUGAAUGCAUUUCUCUCUGUCCAUUCUUCUCUGAAACUUCUAUUUUUAUUAUCUGCCUUUUGAUGCUUUUUGAGUGACACUUUCUCUUGCUAGCAAGCUAAUUGUUCUGAACGAAUGUUGACGUUAAAAAAAGUAGUGUAGGCUACAGUAGACCAGUUUUUCCCCAACAAUAAACGCGCAGCGAAAUAGACAAAAAUAAUAAUUGAAUAGAGACAUUGGUGAUUUUAUGAGUGUAAUCAGAUCGAAAUGAUGUUAUUGUCAUUGAUUUUAUUAUGUACUAAUCAGAUGUGUUAAACAUUUUCAAUGUGUAGUGUAGGCCUAUUAAUUGUGCUAAUAUUAUAUGCUAAUGAUAUACUCAAGUAGGGCAUUACUGGGUGACUUUUACUUGAGUCAUUUUCUAUUACGAUUUUCUAUUACUCAAGUAUGACAGUUGUGUACUUUUUCAACCACUGACACACACACGCUCACAGGCCCUCACAUACUUCAACAUAUGGUAAUACACACACAGUAGAGUAAAUACAGAUGUACACAUCUAUUUACAAAUUUGACUGCACACUUGUACUCUUAACCAUAGAAAGACGGCCUAUGCAUGCAAACUACACACACCCAUGUAAAGAUGUGUGAUGCCUAAAACAGAUGGUACGCUAUUCCCUAUAUAAUGAACUACCAUUGAGCCCUAUGGGCCCUGGUCAAGAGUAGUGCACUAAAUAGGGAAUAGUGUGCCAUUUGGGACGACACCCAUGUUCAUCGCUUUAAUCUUUAUUUAUGAAUGAUCUGUUUUGGACAUAGAGAAAUAUCACAGCAUAUCUGAUAAACAAACAGGAUUCAGAGGAGAGAUGUUUGGUCUGUAACAGAAACCUGUUUUGUCUGGGAAGUAUUCUGGGAAGUAUUCUGGGAUGUAUUCUGGGAAGUAUUCUGGGAAGUAUCUCAGACAGUGGCAAUAGAAUGUCGAGAACAUUGUUCAACAUGGUGACUUCCUUUGUUUGAUAAUAUUCAAUAACAUUCGCCAUCUUGCCAGUACACACAUAAAAACAUCCACCAUCACAACUAUUUGAAUUUGAAUGGAGACAUGAAUUUACCAAGGCUUUAGCCAGAAACAUCUCUUACAUUUUCUCUCUCCUGUCUUUGUCUGUCUCUGUCUGUCUCUGUCUGUGUCUGUCUCUGUCUGUGUCUGUCUUCUUUCUUUCGGAUUCCAGUCGGAACCAGUUGUCGACCCUGCCCAGCCCGGUGUGCAGUCUGCCAUUGAAGGUCCUGAUCGCCUGUAACAACAAGCUGGUCUCCCUUCCUGAGGAGCUGGGCCAACUACGACAGCUCACAGAACUGGUCAGUACAGGACAGUACACACACACAGACAUACACAGACACACAGUUAAUGCUUAACUGGCCGUGUGUUGUUUUAGUGUCAAAACCACCGUGUUGAUUUGCCUGUUUUUUGCCCUUAUUGGUAGUCUUUGUGUUGUGGUUUGAUUACCGUUUAACCAGGGCAUCCUCUUCCUCUCCUCUUCCUCCCUCAUCCCUCUCUCCAGGACGUGAGUUGUAAUGAGAUCCAGACACUCCCUCCUCAGGUUGGUCGGCUGGACUCGCUGCGAGACCUCAACAUCCGCCGCAAUCACCUGGCCCGCUUGCCCCCAGGUCAACACACACACACUCAACCACCUGGCCUGACGUCAUGUCCGCACUGGUCAACACACACACACACACACACACACACACACACACACACACACACACACACACACACACAAAACAACCUGGACCACACACAUCAGAAUAUUUUGAAUUGUAAUUCUGAAGACCACAAUUACUUGAUUAGAUAAAUGUGGCGUGUUAGAGCUGGACAACACACACACUGUUUAAUCCUUAACAAUCCUUUUUUUGGCACUAAACUACAUCCAUAUACACUGAGUGUACAAAACAUUAAGAACACCUGCUCUUUUUAUGACAGACUGACCAGGUGAAAGCUAUGAUUCCUCAUUGAUGUCACUUGUUAAAUCAACUUCAAUCAGUGUAGAUGAAGGGGAGGUGACAUAUAAAGAAUUAUUUUUAAGCAUUGAGACAAUUGAGACAUGGAUUGUGUAUGUGUGCCUUUCAGAGGGUGAAUGGGAAAGACACAAAAUGUAAGUGCCUUUGAACUGGGUAUGGUAGUAGGUGCAAGGCGCACUGGUUUGUGUCAAGAACUGCAACGCUGCUGGGUUUUUCACGCUCAACAGUUUCCCGUGUGUAUCAAGAAUGGUCCACCACCCAAAGGACAUCCAGCCUACUUGACACAACUGUGGGAAGCAUUGAAGUCAACAUGGGCCAGCAUCCCUGUGGAACGCUGUGUACUUCCAUUCAUUUUUUAAAACUGGUACCGGGCUACCUUCAGACGUGUCUUGUGAGCCUUGUGGUCGUCCUAGAGCAAAACACCUUUCCAUAGAGGGGUCAUAUUAGAGUGUAGCCCAAACUGUUCGGACGCUACAGACAGAAGUUGGCGGUGGAAUUAGAUGCAGCCCAAUAUUAGGAAUGUUGUCCAUAUCAUUGUUUAAAAAGCUUAAACUGACAGAUGUUUUAUUAUGCUAAUUAGAAUUUCAAGGGGCGAUGACAUCGACUCUAGGGGGUUAAAUUUAAACUGUGUGUGUCCUAUAUCCAUACAGAGCUGUCGGAGUUGCCCCUGGUGCGUCUGGACUUCUCUUGUAACAAGGUGACGUCCAUCCCUGUGUGUUACCGUAACCUGCGCCACCUACAGAACAUCGUGCUGGACAACAACCCACUACAGAACCCACCCGCACAGGUAACGCACACGCAUUCACAGUCGAACUAUACAAUCACGACUAUACAAAUACACCUUUUUGCUCCUAGUCAGUGACUAGUAAACACACAAACUCUCAGCCUGAUUAUAUAAUUAUGACCUGCACCACACAAAUGUGUUAAUAGAACCUAGUCAAACUGUUCCUUCUAUUGUCUAUCAUGUGUUUCUUUCCCUGUCAUUCCCAGAUUUGUAUAAAGGGGAUGAUCCAUAUAUUUAAGUAUCUGAACAAUGAGGCCAGCAAGACUACACCUGAGCUCCCAGACUACGACAGGAGACCCCUCGCCUUCGGAUCCUGGUGAGAAACACACACUUCCACUGCCAAUAAAACUGCAGAGAGGCCAGCCCUGGAAACAGCUGUGUGCAGAGGAACAGCUCCUGUCUUUCUCUGGCAGUAUCUCUACUUUUAUCUAUCCCUCUCUCAAUAUUUACAGUGAGGGGAAAAAAGUAUUUGAUCCCCUGCUGAUUUUGAACGUUUGCCCACUGACAAAGAUAUGAUCAGUCUAUAAUUUUAAUGGUAGGUUUAUUUGAACAGUGAGAGACAGAAUAACAACAAAAUCCAGAAAAACACAUGUCAAAACGUUUAUAAAUUGAUUUGCAUUUUAAUGAGGGAAAUAAGUAUUUGACCCCCUCUCAAUCAGAAAGAUUUCUGGCUCCCAGGUGUCUUUUACACAGGUAGCGAGCUGAGAUUAGGAGCACACUCUUAAAGGGAGUGCUCCUAAUCUCAGCUUGUUACCUGUAUAAAAGACACCUGUCCACAGAAGCAAUCAAUCAAUCAGAUUCCAAACUCUCCACCAUGGCCAAGACCAAAGAGCUCUCCAAGGAUGUCAGGGACAAGAUUGUAGACCUACACAAGGCUGGAAUGGGCUACAAGACCAUCGCCAAGCAGCUUGGUGAGAAGGUGACAACAGUUGGUGCGAUUAUUCGCAAAUGGAAGAAACACAAAAGAACUGUCAAUCUCCCUCGGCCUGGGGCUCCAUGCAAGAUCUCACCUCGUGGAGUUGCAAUGAUCAUGAGAAUGGUGAGGAAUCAGCCCAGAACUACACGGGAGGAUCUUGUCAAUGAUCUCAAGGCUGCUGGGACCAUAGUCACCAAGAAAACAAUUGGUAACACACUACGCUACGAAGGACUGAAAUCCUGCAGCGCCUGCAAGGUCCCCCUGCUCAAGAAAGCACAUAUACAGGCUCGUCUGAAGUUUGCCAAUGAACAUCUGAAUGAUUCAGAGGAGAACUGGGUGAUAGUGUUGUGGUCAGAUGAGACCAAAAUCGAGCCCUUUGGCAUCAACUCAACUCGCCGUGUUUGGAGGAGGAGGAAUGCUGCCUAUGACCCCAAGAACACCAUCGCCACAGUCAAACAUGGAGGUGGAAACAUUAUGCUUUGGGGGUGUUUUUCUGCUAAGGGGACAGGACAACUUCACCGCAUCAAAGGGACGAUGGAAGGGGCCAUGUACCGUCAAAUCUUGGGUGAGAACCUCCUUCCCUCAGCCAGGGCAUUGAAAAUGGGUCGUGGAUGGGUAUUCCAGCAUGACAAUGACCCAAAACACACGGCCAAGGCAACAAAGGAGUGGCUCAAGAAGAAGCACUUUAAGGUCCUGGAGUGGCCUAGCCAGUCUCCAGACCGUAAUCCCAUAGAAAAUCUGUGGAGGGAGCUGAAGGUUCGAGUUGCCAAACGUCAGGCUCGAAACCUUAAUGACUUGGAGAAGAUCUGCAAAGAGGAGUGGGACAAAAUCCCUCCUGAGAUGUGUGCAAACCUGGUGGCCAACUACAAGAAACGUCUGACCUCUGUGAUUGCCAACAAGGGUUUUGCCACCAAGUACUAAGUCAUGUUUUGCAGAGGGGUCAAAUACUUAUUUCCCUCAUUAAAAUGCAAAUCAAUUCAUAACAUUUUUGACAUGUGUUUUUCUGAAUUUUUUUGUUGUUAUUCUGUCUCACUGUUCAAAUAAACCUACCAUUAAAAGGAUAUACUGAUCAUGUCUUUGUCAGUGGGCAAACGUACAAAAUCAGCAGGGUAUCAAAUACUUUUUUCCCUCACUGUAUAUUUUCUGCUCUACAAUCUCUCUUGCUCUCUCAGAGCCCUCUGUAAAUGUUCAAAGGUACUCUACUUGACACUGUCCAGCGUUUGGGGAGGAGAGAUAUACAUUUAAAUAUAGAGGAAGUGAGGGAGUGGUAAAAACAAAACAAAAGGUAGAAAGAGGGAAAGGUGGGUAGAGUUUACGAGGGGAGCACAGCUGAAAGAGGGAGUUCAUCCAUUGAGUUGAGAAUGGGACGUACCAUAACAACAUCCUUGCUCACACCCAGAUGUAAAAAAAAAAAAAAGAUCAGCACAGCUCAAGUGUUUGAAAGCAUUUGACAUUGUGUUUUGACCCAGGUGGUCUUAAAGUUGGUCUUAUCUUCUGUACUCUUAGUGUGGAGGAGCUGUACCCUGGCCGGCCGUACGGAGCGCUGGACUCUGGCUUUAACAGCGUGGACAGUGGAGACAAGAGAUGGUCAGGCAACGAGGUGAGACGCACGCACGCACGCCACACACACACAAGAUGGUCAGGCACUGAGGUAAGAUUACAAAUAACUCUGGGUCCUCCUAGUAAUUGUUGGGUAAUUCCACGAAUAGAGGACAUUUUGGGUAGUGUAACAUGGUAAACAAAAUUAUAUAUAUAUCAUUUUACAUACUUAAAUAAAAAGUACUAUAGUAAGUGCCAAUAAAGUGACAAAGUAUCAGGGUUGAACUUAACACGGUUGAGCUUCCCAUAAUUUUUUUUAUUGUUAAAACAUUUCCAUCAUAUCUUUCUAUGGGUAACAGGAUUGACGUGUUAUGCUUGACACACUCAGUUUUCUACCAGAAAAUUGCCAUAAAGAGUAGAACCAGCUCAACUGCUUUUACACUAUGAUUUGAAUAUUAUAUGUUAAAUGUUUCUUUUGAAAAAAUACUUUAAAUUGAAUAGUUUCACCAUAUUAAAAUGAAAGUCAUGUAACAGGGUUGACCUUAAAGUGUAACUGACAGCAUUUUAGCAACAUGAAAUCUAAUUAAAAUCUGUUUUUCAUUUUCUGUCAAGCGAGCGCUUAGAUAUGGUCAUUUUAAAUUCUUAGAAUGUUUGGGAAUUACUUAUACUAAGGCAUUUGUGAAAAUUAUAUAGCAAUAUAGAGAAAGCAGCCGUGCGUUUGGACAGUUAAUAAGACACUGCAGUAAAUAAAACCAAAUAAAAACAUCUCUCUCGUCCAGGACCGGAGUCUAUGCAGACCGGUGUGCCAUAGCCCAUCAGAGCUACAGUAGGUCUUUAUGCAAACAAGCCAUUUGCCACACAGGCCUGCCAUCAUUCACUUUGAACUGGACUGUGUGUUUACAGGCAGUUGCAACAGCGCCACUUUAGAUAAUUAGAACACAUUCGCCAAAAGCCACAAAAUAAACCUGACUGGAUUUCUGCAAAUUUCACGGGAGUCCUCUUACGUUUGGGAACUUUACAAUCCUAUUUAUCAAACAACCAUGAAAAGGUAGGCUAUCCCUCAGUUAUGCACAUCAACAACAACAACAACAACAAGAUCAACAUCCACUGUUAGCCAGAGCAAGAUGUGCUAAAAUCUAACGAAGGAACAUUAGAUAAAUGGCCCCAUUCAUUCUUUACUUUACACGGCUCAGUCGUCCUGGUCCCUUUGCAGAAAAACAGCCCCAAAGCAUGAUGUUUCCACCCCCAUGCUUCACAGUAGGUAUGGUGUUCUUUGGAUGCAACUCAGCAUUCUUUGUCCUCCAAACACGACGAGUUGAGUUUUUACCAAAAAGUUCUAUUUUGGUUUCAUCUGACCAUAUGACAUUCUCCCAAUCCUCUUCUGGAUCAUCCAAAUGCACUCUAGCAAACUUCAGACGGGCCUGGACAUGUACUGGCUUAAGCAGGGGGACACGUCUGGCACUGCAGGAUUUGAGUCCCUGGCGGCAUAGUGUGUUACUGAUGGUAGGCUUUGUUACUUUGGUCCCAGCUCUCUGCAGGUCAUUCACUAGGUCCCCCCGUGUGGUUCUGGGAUUUUUGCUCACCGUUCUUGUGAUCAUUUUGACCCCACGGGGUGAGAUCUUGCGUGUAGCCCCAGAUCGAGGGAGAUUAUCAGUGGUCUUGUAUGUCUUCCAUUUCCUAAUAAUUGCUCCCACAGUUGAUUUCUUCAAACCAAGCUGCUUACCUAUUGCAUAUUCAGUCUUUCCAGCCUGGUGCAGGUCUACAAUUUUGUCUCUGGUGUCCUUUGACAGCUCUUUGGUCUUGGCCAUAGUGGAGUUUGGAGUGUGACUGUUUGAGGUUGUGGACAGGUGUCUUUUAUACUGAUAACAAGUUCAAACAGGUGCCAUUUAAUACAGGUAACGAAUGGAGGACAGAGGAGCCUCUUAAAGAAGAAGUUACAGGUCUGUGAGAGCCAGAAAUCUUGCUUGUUUGUAGGUGACCAAAAACUUUUUUUCCACAAUAAUUUGCAAAUAAAUUCAUAAAAAAUCCUACAAUGUGAUUUUCUGGAUUUUUUUCCCUCAAUUUGUCUGUCAUAGUUGACGUGUUCCUAUGAUGAAAAUUACAGGCCUCUCAUCUUUUUAAGUGGGAGAACUUGCACAAUUGGUGGCUGACUAAAUACUUUUUUCCCCCACUGUAUACCCCCCUUUAUUAAUUUUCAACCCUGCCAUCCUUUCCCUACUUGGGGUUAUUAGGGAACAACAAUGCCCAGGUCUCUACUUCCAGCCUAUACUUACUAUCUAUUUUACAAUAAUAUUUUUAUUUUUAUUUUUUUUUAUAUUAUGCUCCUGAACUACUUCUCCUCUCAACCUCUCCGAUCAUUUUCAUGAUGUCCAUCCGGUUUGCUUCUAUAUGCCAUAACUUUCUAACUGUGCUCUUUCCCAAAAGCUCCCAAGAUACAUCCUAUAUACUUAUUAUGGACACAGUAUGCUUACAUUAUUAGUUAUCUUGUUAUUAUUUGUUGUUAUUUGUUAUUAGUCCCAUCCUUCAACUCAAUUCAAUACAUCCCAUCUAUCUCUUAACACCAUCCAUAUAGGAUUUCUAUUUGCCAUAUAUAUUUCAACCGUACUGUGAUGUUUUACAAAAGUUCUGAACCUUUCUAUUCUCAUUGCUUCUACAGAUUGUGAAUUAAAAAUAAACAUUUUAGCUAAAAGUAUUAUUAUAUUAUUGAUUGAUUGACUAUGACUUUUCAGAUCACCCAGUAAUGCUAUCUGCAAGGUUAGCUCCAGGUAAAUAUUGCAAUCCUUUAGCCAUUCCUGGACCUGUGUCCAAAAACAAGCUACAAAUGGACAGAACCAAAACAAAUGAUCUAAUGAUUCUGUCUCUUCACAGCAAAAUCUGCAGAGCUGGGAAGAUUGUAUCCCCCAUAUAAAUAACAUUAUAUUGGUAGCAAGAAUUUUAUAUAAUAAUUUAAAUUGAAAGAUUCAAAUUUUUGAAUCCGGUGUCGUUUUGCGUGUCAGUUCAUAAACACUAUGCCAUGGGAUCGGUACGUCAAAAAUCUCUUCCCAACUAUUUUGCAAUCUAUCUGGAUGGGGAGCGUUGCUGCACAGCUAUUUUCAGGUCUCUCCAGAGAUGUUCGAUCGGGUUCAAGUCUGGGCUCUGGCUGGGCCACUCAAGGACAUUCAGAGACUUGUCCCGAAGCCACUCCUGCAUUGUCUUGGUUGUGUGCUUAGGGUCGUUGUCCUGUUGGAAGGUGAACCUUCGCCCCAGUCUGAGGUCCUGAGUGCUCUGGAGCAGGUUUUCAUCAAGGAUCUCUCUGUACUUCGCUCCGUUCAUUUUUGCCUAGAUCCUGACUAGUCUCCCUGUCCCUGCCGCUGACAAACAUCCCCACAGCAUGAUUCUGCCACCACCCUGCUUCACCGUAGGGAUGGUGCCAGGUUUCCUCCAGACGUGACGCUUGGCAUUCAGGCCAAAGAGUUCAGUCUUGGUUUCGUCAGACCGGAGAUCCUUGUUUCUCAUGGUCUGAGAGUCCUUUAGGUGCUUUUUGGCAAAUAUCAAAGCGGGCUGUCAUGUGUCUUUUACUGAGGAGUGGCUUCCGUCUGGCCACUCUACCAUAAAGGCCUGAUUCUUGGGGACCUUCAAUGCUGCAGACAUUUUUUGGUACCCUUCCCCAGAUUUGUGCCUCAACACAAGACUGUCUUUCUAUGAAUAGUUCCUUCGACCUCAUGACUUGGUAUUUGCUCUGACAUGCACUGUCAACUGGGGGACCUUAUAUAGACAGGUGUGUGCCUUUCCAAAUCCUGUCCAAUCAAUUGAAUUUACCACAGGUGGACUCCAAUCAAGUUGUGGAAACAUCUCGAGGAUCAAUGGAAACGGGAUGCACCGGAGCUCAAUUUCUAGUCUCAUAGCAAAGGGUCUGAAUACUUACCGUAAAUAAAGGAUUUCUGUUUAAGAAAUCUCAGACCAUCAGAAACCAGAUUAUCUGGUCUGAUGAAACCUGUGAAGCAUGGUGGUGGGAGCAUCAUGCUGUAGGGAUGUUAUUCAGCAGCAGGGACUCGGAGACUAGUCAGGAUCGAGGGAAAGAUGAAUGGAGCAAAGUAUAGAGAGAUCCUUGAUGAAAACCUGCUCAAGUACUCAGGACCUCAGACUGGGGCGAAGGUUCACCUUCCAACAGGACAACGACCCUAAGCACACAGCCAAGACCAUGCAGGAGUGGCUUCGGGACAAGUCUCUGAAUGUCCUUGAGUGGCUCAGCCAGAGCCGGGACUUGAACCCAAUCGAACAUCUCUGGAGACACCUGAAAAUAGCUGUGCAGCGACUCUCCCCAUCCAACCUGACAGAGCUUGAGAGGAUCUGCAGAGUAGAAUGGGAGAAACUCCCCAAAUAGAGGUGUGCAAAGCUUAUAGCGUCAUACACAAGUAGACUCAAGGCUGUAAUUGCUGCCAAAGGUGCUUCAACAAAGUACUGAGUAAAGGGUCUGAAUACUUAUGUAAAUGUGAUUUUGAAGUGUUUUUCUAUAUAAACUGAGCAAAAAAAGAAACUUAUUUUUCAGUACCCUGUCUUUCAAAGAUAAUUCAUGAAAAUCCAAAUAACUUCACAUAUCUUCCUUGUAAAGGGUUAAAACACGGUUUCCCAUGCUUUUUCAAUUACAUUUUACAUUUAAUCAUUUAGCAGAACCAUAUUUAUGAACCAUUUAUGAACAUUUAUGAACCAUAAACAAUUAAUGAACAUGCACCUGUGGAAAGGACACUUAAGGUCACAGUUAUGAAAACUUUGGACACUAAAGAGGCCUUUCUACUGACUCUGACAAACACCAAAAGAAAGAUGCCCAGGAUCCCUGCUCAUCUGCGUGAACGUGCCUUAGUUUUGCUGCAAGGAGGCAUGAGGACUGCAGAUGUGACCAGGGCAAUAAAUUGCAAAGUCCGUACUGUGAGACGCCUAAGACAUUGCUACAGGGAGACAGGACGGACAGCUGAUCGUCCUCGCUGUGGCAGACCACGUCUAACAACACCUGCACAGGAUCGGUACAUCCGAACAUCACACCUGCGGGACAGGUACAGGAUGGCAACAGCAACUGCCCGAGUUACACCAGGAACGCACAAUCCCUCCAUCAGUGCUCACACUGUCCGCAAUAGGCUGAGAGAGGCUGGACUGAGGGCUUGUAGGCCUGUUGUAAGGCAGGUCCUCACCAGAUAAAACCGGCAACAACGUCGCCUAUGGGCACAAACCCACCGUCGCUUGACCAGACAGGACUGGCAAAAAGUGCUCUUCACUGGCAAGUCGCGGUUUUGUCUCACCAGGGGUGAUGGUCGGAUUUGUGUUCAUCGUCGAUGGAAUGAGUGUUACACCGAGGCCUGUACUCUGGAGCGGGAUCGAUUUGGAGGUGGAGGGUCCGUCGUGGUCUGGGGCGGUGUGUCACAGCAUCAUCGGACUGAGCUUGUUGUCAUUGCAGGCAAUCUCAACGCUGUGCGUUACAGGGAAGAUAUCCUCCUCCCUCAUGUGGUACCCUUCCUGCAGGCUCAUCCUGACAUGACCCUCCAGCAUGACAAUGCCACCAGCCAUACUGCUCGUUCUGUGCUUGAUUUCCUGCAAGACAGGAAUGUCAGUGUUCUGCCAUGGCCAGCGAAGAGCCCGGAUCUCAAUCCCAUUGAGCAUGUCAGGGACCUGUUGGAUGGAGGGUGAGGGCUAGGGCCAUUCCCCCCAGAAAUGUCUGGGAACUUGCAGGUGCCUUGGUGGAAGAGUGGGGUAACAUCUCACAGCAAGAACUGGCAAAUCUGGUGCAGUAGAAGAGGAGGAGAUGCACUGCAGUACUUAAUGCAGCUGGUGGCCACACCAGAUACUGACUGUUACUUUUGAUUUUGACCCCCCUUUGUUCAGGGACACAUUAUUCCAUUUCUGUUAGUCACAUGUCUGUGGAACUUGUUCAGUUUAUGUCUCAGUUGUUGAAUCUUGUUAUGUUCAUACAAAUAUUUACACAUUAUAUACAUUUGCAAAAAUAUUUAAAAACCUUUAUUUUGCUUUGUCAUUAUGUGGUAUUGUGUGUAGAUUGAUGAGAAAAAAAUAACAACAAUUUCAAUCCAUUUUAUUAUAAGGCUGUAACGUAACAAAGUGUGGAAAAAGUCAAGGGGUCUGAAUACUUUCCAAAUGCACUUUAUAUCAUUAAUAAAUACAGGUUGUUGACACUUGUAGAAGCUAAUCUCGCAAUGUUUCUUUCACUCCUGCUAUCCAUACUUUCUCUUUCAUCCCUUGUGUUCCUACAGCCCACAGAUGAGUUGUCGGACCUUCCACUGCGUGUGGCAGAGAUAACCAAAGAACAGAGACAGCGGAGGGAGCGGGAGGAGCACAGGACGACUGGCUCCCAUCCUUUGACCAACGGCACAUGUGAGAAUCAACGCAUGUCUGUCUGUUUGUGUGUGAACUGUAGUGUAGUGUCAUGUACUGUAUUUACAGUUUUAUUCACAGUAUUAUUCAAUUGUAUUCUAGCUUGGGUACCAGUCUGUUUGUGUUAGCAUUUCACUUCCUGACACUCCUUGUCAUGCCAGACUGUUUGGCAUGUGACACGGCGUACAGGGAGUGGAAUGUUUGCAUAAAACGGGUCUAGAUUAUAUUCUACAUCUGUGGAAAUAUACACUGAACAAAAAUAUAAAGGCAACAUGCAAAGUGUUGCUCCCAUGUUUCAUGAGCUGAAAUAAAAGAUUCCAGAAAUGUUCCAUACGCAAAAAAAGCUUACAUCCCUGUUCGUGAGCAUUUCCCCAUUGCCAAUAUAAUCAAUCCACCUGACAGGUCUGUCAUAUCAGGAAGCUGAUUAAACAGCAUGAUCAUUACACAGGUGCAACUUGUGCUGGGGACAAUAAAAGGCCACUCUAAAAUGUGCAGUUUUGUCACACAACACAAUGCCACAGAUGUCUGUUUUGAGGGAGUGUGCAAUUGGCAUGCUGACUGCAGGAAUGUCCACCAGAGAUGUUGCCAGAGAAUUUAUUGUUAAUUUCUCUACCAUAAGCCGCCUCCAAUGUCGUUUUAGAGAAUUUGGCAAUACGUCCAACCGGCCUCACAACCACAGAACACGUGUAACAACACCAGCCCAGGACCUCCACAUCCAGCUUCUUCACCUGCGGGAUCGUCUGAGACCAGACACUCGGACUGCUGAUGAAACUGUGGGUUUGCACAACAGAAGUAUAUCUGCACAAACUGUCAAACCGUCUCAGGGAAGCUCAUCUUCGUGCUUGUCAUCCUCACCAGGGUCUUGACAUGACUGCAGUUCGGCGUUGUAACCCGACUUCAGUGGGCAAAUGGUCACCUUCAAUGGCCGCUGGCACGCUGGAGAAGUGUGCUCUUCAUGGAUGAAUCCGGGUUUUAACUGUACCGGGCAGACCGCGUGCCAUACAACGUGUAUGGCGUCGUCUGGGCGAGUGGUUUGCUGAUGUCAACGUUGUGAACAGAGAGCCCCAUGAUGGCACUGGGGUUAUGGUAUGGGCAGGCAUAAGCUACGGACAACGAACACAAUUGCAUUUUAUCGCUGGCAAUUUGAGCGCACAGAAAGACCAUGACGAGAUCUUGAGGCCCAUAGUCGUGCCAUUCAGCCGCCGCCAUCACCUCAUGUUUCAGCAUGAUAAUGCACGGCCCCAUGUUGCAAGGAUCUGUACACAAUUUAUUGAAGCUGAAAAUGUCCCAGUUAUUCCAUGGCCUGCAUACUCACCAGACAUGUCACCCAUUGAGCAUGUUUGGGAUGCUCUGGAUCAACGUGUACGACAGCGUGUUCCAGUUCCUGCCAAUAUCCAGCAAUUUCGCACAGCCAUUGAAGAGGAGCGGGACAACAUUCCACAGCCCACAAUCAACAGCCUGAUCAACUCUAUGUGAAGGAGAUGUCACGCUGCAUGAGGCAAAUGGUGGUCACACCAGAUACUGACUGGUUUUCUGAUCCACCCCUCUACUUUUUUUUUAAAGGUAUCUGUGACCAAUGAAUUGAUUUCAAUUGACUGCUUUCCUUAUAUGAACUGUAACUCAGUAAAAUCUUUGAAAUUGUUGCAUGUUGCAUAACAUUUUUUUGUUCAGUGUACAUUCUACAUCUUGCGUCUUUGUACGCUGAACUGGUGUGUAAUCUGUCUUUCUGUCUUGUCUGUCUUUAGUAGAGGCAGAGCUGGAGCAGAUAGACUUUAUAGACAGUUAUACAGGAGAGGAGGAGGAGGAGGAGGGUAGGAGGGGAGAAGGAGCAGAAACCAUCAGCCUCAGUUCCCAGUUCAUGGCUUACAUUGAGCGCCGCAUCACCAGAGAGGUAAGUGUGUUACAUGUAUUUGUGUGUGUGUGAUAUAAAAUAUAUAUUCCAUUCAGCAGACGCUUUUAUCCAAAGGGACUUACAGUCAUGCGUGCAUACAUUUUUGCCCCAAUGGGAAUCACACCCGUACAAGCGCCAUGCUCCGCCAACUCAACCAACUGUGUGUGUGUGUCUGUGUGUGUGCGACUGGCCAGUGUGUACAGGACUGUAUGUAGAAGGCUGGGGGUGCGUUCCUCACAACAUAACGUUAUGCAACAUUUAAUUCAACAGAAACUACUGUUCUGAAUGAACAGUUGAAGAACCUGAUUAUGGUGGCCCGGAAAGCAAUUGUGUAUGGUGUGCUGCAUGAGUUUUGCAAUUUGAAAUGGUCACAUCCAUAUUGAUUAGACCACACCUCGCCACACUCUACAAACGGGGGCAAACGUACCUUAAAGGCUGUUGAAUGGUGCGCACCGUUUUGGGGAAACGUGUCAUUCAGUGCAAAUCUUCACACAACAUAGCAAACGUUGAACUGAACUGAACGCACCCCUGGUGUGUGUUUGUGGUGUAAGAGCGAUCGUGGCUAGUGUAUUGAUGACUGUCUCUUUGUAGGGCUCUCCAGUGAAGUCCAACUCCUCCAGAGACUCAAGGACAGACGACCCGAGGCGACACAAUUCUCUGCAGAACAGGUAAGAAGACGUACCCACAAACCCACUACCUAUCUAUCUAGUAACUUGACCUAUAACAAUGUUCCCUCUAAGCAGUAGCCCAGAUACUGCCGCGCAGAAAUAUCAGCCCACAGAGAGGAGCAUGAGAUUGAACUUCACUCAACUUUCUAGAGCAGUGGUCACCAACCGGUCGAUCGCGAUCCACUGAUCGAUCUCCAAGGCGUUCGUAGUCGAUCGCCAAACAGUUCUGUAAAAAACCCAACGAUAAAGCCUUCUGUUCCUAUUUUUACUUUUUUGUCAGUGUUCCUAUUUAUGUAUUUUGUCACGGUUCGCCCUGCGCGCCGGGUAGGCGAACGGUUGCUAUUUUAAACCAUUUCAUUUGUCUGAAGGUACAAUCUCUGCCUUCCCGGCUGGCCCAGAGAGCAAAUCAAGUGCACUAUAGACCUACUGCUGGCCAUUCGGAUGGCUCAGAUGACCUUGUCUGCAGUAAAGUAGCAGGCAGAAAAGAAAGCUACAGCAAAGUUGAUACUGUGAGAUUUCAGAAUGUUUAAAACCGUGACUAGAGAGAGACUGUCAACGAAUACAGCAAAGAGAUGCUGUUCUAUGAGUGAGUUCAUGUUUAAGUUCUUUCUCAGCACUGUCAACUUUUAUAAAACCAUAAAAUGCGCGUUCUUCCUAUUUCCACUCAGUGCUACAACAAGCACUGCAGCAGUAAUGAAUGAGUAGGAAAGUGUAUCUAUAGGCUUGCAUUGUUGUUAUUAUUAGCGGCUUGGGUCUUUUUUAAUAUCGAGGAAUAUUUCACUUUCUCUGUUCAUGGGAGUGACAACAUGAAUUUGUGCAUGAGGCAGUGCGACUUGAGUUUCGCAGUCAGCUGGAAGACUGUGUCCCUUUUUGGUCCGUGUCAGUGGAGGAAAGGGCGAGCAGAGAGAUGUUGAGAGGCGGACCCUCAGUCUGCUGCUCUCUCCCUCCGCUGAGACUGACCAUCAGAUGCAGGCACCCAUCAGCCCAGUAAAAUAAAAAUAAAAAGCCAAUUAUUAUUUAAAUGUAUGCUCACUCACCUGUGCUUCACAAGGAAUACAACAACGGAUCUAUUACCGGUGUGAUCAUAUAGCCUACCUCUAAUUUUGAAAUAUAUAUAUUUUUAAUGGCCCGAACAGCAAUGCAUUCAUUGGCAGGGCAAUUCAAGCAAAGCUAAGAUGCGAUGAUGAUGUAUUGGGCCUAUAGCUUACUGCACAAACCUCAUUGCUACAGCACUGUUUUUAAUUGGUUAAUGUUGCUUAGGCUUACACUUUUCAAGUCAUGUUAAAAAAAAAUCUGAGCGGUAGUUUUCGGCUUGCAUUUUGACUCGGUGAUCUUAACUCAGAAAAGGUUGGUGACCACUGUUGUAGAGUUUUCCCUGUUAACACUAUCAACGUUUCCCUUUACUGUGGCAAUUGUGAUCGAAUCAACACAAUGUUAGACACUUUCAAUGCAACAUACCGAAACAAAAGAAACUAUGCAAGAGAUUUUGUUGUAGGCAGAACGCAUCGGAGUAGGAUUCUAUUGCGUUGACACGCACUUCUCAGCCUGUACUUUACACAGACCGGUGUUUUCUAAACAAUCAGAGCUGCAGUAGGCCUAUAUGCAAAUAGACCAUUGCCAUAUAUGGAUCUCUGUGCCAUUUACUUUGAACUGGACUGUGUUCACAGCAUUAGCGGUCGUGAGUAGAUGCGCUUGUUUUGAGAGCAAAGUGAGAGCUGCAUGUAGCCACGUGUGCACAUUUUGUUCAUAUUCUUUGCUAGUUAGUGAGUUAUUAGCCCAGUUAUAGAUCAUUUGUAGUCAGCAAUAGGGGCGUGAUUGCUUCCUACAAGAGCACAAAACAUGUACAUUUCUAGACUCCGUUGUGUCCUCCUCCCAGAGUGCAAAGAGCCUUGGCAUGACCCUGGACAACACCCUGUCGUUCUCCGCUAACAUCAAAGGCGGUGACCCGAUCCUGUAGGUUCAUGCUCUACAACAUUCGCAGAGUACGACCCUGCCUUACACAGGAAGCGGCACAGGUCCUAAUCCAGGCACUUGUCAUCUCCCGUCUGGAUUACUGCAACUCGCUGUUGGCUGGGCUCCCUGCCUGUGCCAUUAAACCCCUACAAUUUAUCCAGAACGCCGCAGCCCGUCUGGUGUUCAACCUUCCCAAGUUCUCUCACGUCACCCCGCUCCUCCGCACACUCCACUGGCUUCCAGUUGAAGCUCGCAUCUGCUACAAGAACAUGGUGCUUGCCUACGGAGCUGUGAGGGGAACGGCACCUCCUUACCUUCAGGCUCUGAUCAGUUCCUACACCCAAACGAGGGCAUUGUGUUCAUCCACCUCUGGCCUGCUGGCCCCCCUACCUCUGUGGAAGCAUAGCUCCCGCUCAGCCCAGUCAAAACUGUUCGCUGCUCUGGCACCCCAAUGGUGGAACAAGCUCCCUCACGACGCCAGGACAGCGGAGUCACUCACCACCUUCCGGAGACACUUGAAACCCCACCUCUUUAAGGAAUACCUGGGAUAGGAUAAAGUAAUCCUUCUACCCUCCCCCUACCCCCCAAUUUUUUUUCAUAAUAAAUAAAUAAAUACAAAAAUAAAAUAAAAAUUGAUAUAUUGUAAAGUGGUUGUCCCACUGGCUAUAAGGUUAAUGCACCAAUUUGUAAGUCGCUCUGGAUAAGAGCGUCUGCUAAAUGACGAAAAUGUAAAUGUAGACAUCUUUGAAAAGCGAGUCAGUUAAAUAGCUUUUUUUUUUCUGUCUUAAAAGGGCAGUUGUAUUUUGAGACAGGCUUGAAUAAGCUAAGUAGCCAAUAGGUAGAGGGUAACAUAAUUUGUCUGAUUCUCUGUAAUAAUGGUAUGAGAAUAAUAAUGUAUUUUAUUUUGUAAGGGGGUUUCUUGCAUCACCUCGUCUGUUUACCAAGUGGAUAUUUUUUUUUUUAAGUCUCAUGGAAUGUAGACCUACAUUGAACACCACACAUUGGUUGCUACUGUAGGCUGAAUGAAAUAACAGCUAUUUCCAUGUUAAAAUGUUAUGGGAUGCAUUUUCUCCAUUAUUUUUGAUCGUAGGAAACUAUGGUAGGCCUACAUUAUGAUCAAAUAGUAGCCUACUUUACCACUGUCUGAAACUGUAACAAAGCGGGUACAGGCUCAGUGUUCACAGUAAACGCACACUGGAAGUUGCACAGAAUUUUCACAAGUUAUAGUUCGCGCUCAGCAGACCUGAAAUUUGCUCAGUGCCGAAUAAAUGUAGAGUGAACAUUGAUUAUAACAGUGUUGUAUGUGAUGUGUUACUCUCACACAAACACGAGUCCAGCUCUGUGGCAGAUUCUCAGCCUGUGUUGUCGUGUCUCUGUUCAGUUUUUCACAAAUGUUUUUGAACAGACCAUAUAAUCUCCAGUCUAAAUAAAGAUCUCUAAUCUAAUCUGUAUUGAGUUAGAUCACACAUCUAACCCCCUCCCUUCCCCCAUCUGUCUCCCACCAACCCCCCUCCCUCAGGACUGCCCAUGAUCCAGCCUCUUCUGCCUCUCAUAAUCAGGUAACCAGUGUGUCUAAAUGCUGUGUACAGCUUCCAAUACUGAUUAUUACUACGUCAAUUACUACUUGCAUGUUUUAAAAUGUGAUUUAUUGAGUCUAAAUGUCAAUAUCGCCUCUUUUCAACUCUACUCCUCUCUUCCUCCUGCUGUCUCCUCUCCGUCUUUCUGUUUUUCUCUGCUAUCUUCCUUCCUUCCUUCAUCUCUCCCUCUCUCUCUCUUUGUUCCCUCCCUCGCUCUCCCCCCUCCCUCGCUCUCCCCCCUCCCUCGCUCUCCCCCCUCCCUCGCUCUCCCCCCCUCCCUCGCUCCCCCCCCCUCCCUCGCUCUCCCCCCCUCCCUCUCUCUCUCCCCCUCCCUCUCUCUCCCUGUGUUCAGAGAGGGUCAGGGGCCAGGAUUGGUGCUGGUGCGGGACUUGGCGGGGUCCCUGGUGGGGGCGUAGAGCGCGUGCGGAGGAUGGCCCAGUUGGCCGCCCUGCGGUACGAGGAGGAGAGGCAGAAGUCGCGCUCAGUGCAGCGGGACACCGUCAUGACCUACGUCAAGGUUCCUCAGACUACUAUUCAUUUUUAUUCUGUUGAUUUUAUGUUUUGCUCUUGGAUCACUGUAUGCAGUGGCGUAAGUGGGGAGUUAGUGGGGCGUUUGUAAUAGAAAGUACUGAUGCUGUGUAUGUAUCUACAGUAGUCUUCAUGUUUUAAAAUGUUAAAGUACAAGAUAAAUAUGAAUGGCCUCAAAUGAAAGUGACAUUCUCUAGUGCGUUUUUACUCAUUCAUUAUCUGAUCUCAAAUCCAAGUAGCUUGAGUAGUGAGCUUAAAAAAACACUUUUACUUUUGGAUACUUUUGCUCUGUGUAUUACUGAGACUGGUCUCUCGGUCUCCACAGCACAAAGCGUCUCAAAGCCCUACCAAGCUUAGUCCCACAGAAAACGAGGUGAGUCCACACACUGCUCUCUACACUCUCUUCUCUCCUCCCUUUCCUCUUUGCUUUGUUUUCUCUCACUCUGAAGGUUUCUCCAUGGUGAGUUAAUAUGGGUGUUGGCAUGAAAGGUUAUAUGUAUAACUAAAAAAGCAUCGGAUUUAAUAAAGUUUCACAGGGGCUCUCCGUAAACAUGACCACACAUAGUCUUCAGCAGUCACAUCCGGUGUCCAUUCCUCCCAUGCAAUCUACCUCAUCCCACUUUACAUUUACAUUUACGUCAUUUAGCAGACGCUCUUAUCCAGAGCGACUUACAGUUAGUGCAUACAUUAUUUUAUUUUUUCAUACUGGCCCCCCGUGGGAAUCGAACCCACAACCCUGGCGUUGCAAACACCAUGCUCUACCAACUGAGCUACCUCCCUGCCGGCCAUUCCCUCCCCUACCCUGGACGACGCUGGGCCAAUUGUGCGCCGCCCCAUGGGUCUCCCGGUCGCGGCCGGCUACGACAGAGCCUGGAUUCGAACCAGGAUCUCUAGUGGCACAGCUAGCACUACGAUGCAGUGCCUUAGACCACUGCGCCACUCGGGAGCCACUCACUCGGGACGCGUCCUCCAUCGCGUCCUCCGUUAACCCUCCACACACACAUCAUCCCUCUCUUUUGCUCCUAUUGUGGUCACAUGCCUUCCUUCACCCUCCCUCUCCAGUUAUAUUAUCACUGAUUCUUGAGGGUAAAGAUGAAACAUCUACGACCCCAGCAAUGUAUUGUUGUCGGUUAACAAUAUUUUUUAUGACAUUUUUUGUCCCUACUCUAAAUACAUCAGUGCUAUAUGCAGGGCUCCAGACUGCAACCAUUUAGUCGCAUUUUGCAACCCUUUAACUUCGCUGUGCAUGUUACAUUUUUUUAUUGGUCGCACUGGUUCGAGAUGCACAUUCUACCUGGUCACCUCAAUCAAAACAUCCUAUUUUUGGGGCAGAUAAAACCAUGAAUUUGUUAAACAGUAAAGUACAUUAUCCUCAUGAUUCCUAUAAUACAAGUGUCUGCCCUGCUGCUGUGCCUGCCUGUUUCGUUGUGGCCGGCUGCUGUAAUGAGGGAGCCUCACACUCGCUCUACCCCCUUGUGGGCCCCUUGUGAUUGUAAAACAUUUCAAAAUGCAAUUGCGUGGAAAAAACACAACUUUGGAAGCAACUAGUUGUCCAUAUUAAAGAGAGGAGGGUCUCAGCUUUCUGUAAGUAUAAUUUGUAUUAUUGAGCUCAAAGCACACUGUUUUACAAUCACGUUAUCUGAUAUGGCUUUGAAAUACACAGCACGUGAAAUUGCACAUUGGCCAUAGCAAGUGCACUACGCCUCAUUGCAGUUUUCUUGGGGACAAUUACUGUUAGAUUAAUACAUGGCUAUAAGCAGUAGUUGUUAUAUUUAGAGUUAGCGAUCAAGCUGAUGUGUUUUGCGUUUCCACUUCCUCAGUUGGUGAAUAAUCCCCAAUUGAAUUAGGCAUUGGUCUGAAGCCGAAAAUGAAAGGAAAUUCACACGAGCUCCUUCCAUGCAAACAGCUUUGACCUACUACAGUAGCUAUGUUGGUCUAUUGUACUUCAAACAAUGUGUAUGCAGGUUGCUUAGGAUUCAAACCUUAGGAUCUCAAACCACAAUAAUGGGAUUUGUACUGCAUCUAGGGCUGUGGCGGUCAUGACAUUUUGUCAGCCAGUUAUUGUCAUGCAAAAGACUGCCUGUGUCGCGGUAAUUUACCAUUAAUUAACAUAAACACGUUUAGCAUUUCCAGGCCAAAGCAUACAAGCCGCUGAUGCACACCUUUGGAACAUCUACAUUUUAAAAAGUAUAUUAAAUCAAUUCAAUAUACACCAUCACAAUAAUUCCAUUAUUUAUUCUAGGCAGGUCUAAAGAAACAUUAUGACAUGAAGAAAAUGUAUUUCAGAAGAACAGAAUAAGAGUUACCUACUGUAUGUUAUCUGGCUAUGCUCCAUGCCAUAGGCUGUAGGCUAGUUUAGCAGACAAGAUACACUAUAUAUGCAAAAGUAUGUGGACACCCCUUCAAAUUAGUGGAUUCGGCUAUUUCAGCCACACCCGUUGGUGUUGACUGGUGUAUCAAAUCGAGCACACAGCCAUGCAAUCUCAGUAGACAAAGAUUGGCAGUAGAAUGGCCUUACUGAAGAGCUCAGUGACUUUCAACGUGGCACCAUCAUAGGAUGCCACUUUUCCAACAAGUCAGUUCGUCAAAUAUGCCAGGAGAACAUGCCAGGAGAACACUACCUGCCCCAAUGCAUAGUGGUAGCAUCAUGCUGUGGGGAUGUUUUUCAGCGGCAGCGGCUGGAAGACUAGUCAGGAUAGAGGGAAAGAUGAAUGGAGCAAAGUACAGAGAGAUCCUUGAAGAAAACCUGCUCAGGACAUCAGACUGGGGUGAAGGUUCACCUUCCAACAGGACAAUGACCCUAAGCACACAGCCAAGACCAUGCAGGAGUGGCUUUAGGGCAAGUCUCUGAAUGUCCUUGAGUGGCCCAGCCAGAGCCUGUACUUGAACCCGAUCGAACAUCUCUGGAGAGACCUGAAUACAGCUCUGCAGCGACGCUCCCCAUCCAAUCUGACAGGGCUUGAGAGGAUCUGCAGAGAAGAAUUGGAGAAACUCCCCAAAUACAGUUGUGCCAAGCUUGUAGCGUCAUUCCCAAGAAGACUCGAGGCUGUAAUCGCUGCCAAAGGUGCUUCAACAAAGUACUGAGUAAAGGGUCUGAAUACUUAUGUAAAUGUGAUAUUUCAGUUGUUUAAAAAAUAUAUAUAUAUAUUUGCUAACAUUUCUAAAAACCUGUUUUUGCUUUGUCAUUAUGGGGUAUUGUGUGUAGAUUGAUGAGGUAAACAAAACUAUUUAAUCCAUUUUAGAAUAAGGCUGUAACAUACCAAAAUGGGGAAAAAGUAAAGCGGUCUGAAUACUUUCCGAAUGCACUGUAAAUUGAAGUCUAUAGAGCCUGUCUGCAUUCCUGAUUUCUGUAACCUCCAAAGCCCUAUUGUAACCUCCAAAUCACAUUAUUGUGGGAGCACCUCCUCUAAGAGUAUGAAUUAGGCUGUUUUAGAAGGUUUGAAUCCUAAGCAGCCUGCAUACACAUUGUUUGAAGUACAAUAGACCAACAUAGCUACUGUAGUAGGUGACAGCUGUGUGCUGGAAAAUCGGUGUGCGCAAAUUUUGAUUAUAAUGACUAAAAUAAAAUUGCAUUGACAGAGGAAGGAGCGUACUGAAUCAAUGCAUAAGGAAAGGUCUGUAACGUUAGCCAGCUACAUUGCUAAGCAAGCCAGAUUUACAUUUACAUCAUUAGCAUAUUGACUACUGUUUAGAGUAACGUUAGCUAACGUUAAUGUUAGAUGCGCAAUGCCCAUUACAUGUUUUAUACAUUAGCAGCGUGGCAGUUUCCCAAAAUUUGUGGGAUAGCUAUAUUGUCAACAAUGAGUUGUGCUGGUGCAUGAUCCGUCCAUACAGCUGACGUUACAGCCCUGUUGGCUUGUAGCUAGCUAACGUUACUGGCUAACAUUAGUUGGCUAGCUAACUGGCAAUAGCAGUCAAGGACGUUCGCUAUCUUAUUUGUGCUUAUUACAUGCAAGUGUCAAGGCCAACAGUUUACACAGAUGACUUCAGCCAUGUGGAAAAACCUUCCAUAGCAAAAUAUAUCUAGCUUCCUUUGCUUGUAGCAAACGGCCAGACAGAUCAUGACGAGAGGCCGCUAAUCAAGUUGGUGUCAUAUUGGCUAAGAUAUGAUGGUAGGGAGAUUAAAAUGUAACAUUGAGCUUCAACCAAUGCAUAUACUAUACCACAAUAAUAUUAGUGCAUAAAUAAUUUUAAAAAAUGAAUUCUGGAGCCCUAUAUUGACAGUAAAAUAUAACAAAAGUAGCCUAAUUGUCAACCCAAAAUUCAUGACAAUCACUGGAUUAGGUUGCAUAUAAAAAUAUUUUGUAUCAUCCAUUCCUGCUUGGACAUGUUGAUGUGACAACUUAUUUGUUGAAUACAAUCUCGGUAGUCUAUUGCACUUCUUAAUAAAGCAUUGUGAAUGACGUUAUAAGGUGCUGACUCAAAUGUAUUCUAUUGUGUGAUGCUGCACACUUUUUUUUCGGGGAUGCCACCAAAUCAUGGGCCAACUGUAAAUGUUAGUGGCACCAGUGCCACCAGGGGAAAAUGUUAGUCUGGAGCCCUGGCUAUAUAUCCUAGCUAUCUCCCCCCCCUCUCCAUCCUGACCUCCGGUCUUCCCUGUGUGGUCUGUCCUCAUUCCCUCUCUUCCACUCCUCCCUGCCAGAACACGUACCCCUCCAGGCGUUCCACCCACACGGACGACUCUGCCCUCUUCAUGGUAAGGCCCCGGGGCAGUGCUCCCACUCUCUUCUUCUCUUCUCUGCCUACAAGUGUGCACUCCUUCACUCCUCCUCCACUGAAUUUAAAACAGUGGUCAAUUUAGAUUUUACAUCAACAAAUAACCUUCAAUUCAUUGCAUUUUCAUCUCUUAUCAAAAUGAAAAGGAAACCAAUAAAUACAUUUACUCAAUAAAAAUGUAUUUUUCAAGUUAUCUUUCUCAAAAAAUGUUUGUAUAUCAUUCCAUACAAUAAUCUGUACUCUUAAUAAAAAAAUUAUACUUGGCCCCCGCUGCAGUUCCCGGUCGGCCCCACAAGGGGUCGCGACCCCGACUUUGAAUACCACUGUUUUAAAAGGAAGCAACUGGGGAAAGAAUUGGUAGCCCAUGUCAUACUUACACCAAUGCAAUGCUGUUUUGGGGGAUUUUAUUGUAUUUUUUUACAAAAAUGAAUCUUAUGCUUUUAAACCCAUGUGGGUAAAUGAGUGCCCACUUUAGGAGAACAGUAGGAAAUGGGAACAUGACCAGUGUGUCACCUGCUCUGUGUCCGUCCUCUACCCACACGUCAACACCCAAUAACCUUUCAUAGACCUCUCCCUCUAUCUCUAACUAGUAUUCCAGGGUUGUAUUGACACUCUUGUCUACUGUUUGGUUAUAUAGCUACACACAUUCACACUAUAAUGAAUUUAUAGACUUAAAGGUAACUGCCAAAAUAAAGGAAACACUUGAGUAAAUGAGGGAUACAAAGUAUAUUGAAAGCAGGUGCUUCCACACAGGUGUGGUUCCUGAGUUAAUUAAGCAAUUAACAUCCCAUCAUGCUUAGGGUCAUGUAUAAAAUGCCCAGUUGCCCAUUAUUUUGGCUACCAUGGUUGGAAGAAAAUAUCUGUGAUUUUGAAAGAGGGGUGUCAAAGGAGCAUAGGGUGUUUUUAAAGGGUGUGUGUGUCUCAGUCACCAGAUCUCAACCCAAUUGAACACUUAUGGCAGAUUCUGGAGUGGCGCCUGACAGCGUUUUCCACCACCAUCAACAAAAUGGAAUUUCUCAUAGAAGAAUGGUGACGCAUCCCUCCAAUAGAGUUCCAGACACUUGUAGAAUCUAUGCCAAGGCACAUUGAAGCUGUUCUGGUGGCUCGUGGUAGCAACACCCUAUUAAGACACUUUAUUUAGGAGUUUCCUUUAUUUGGGCAGUUACCUGUAUUUCGUCAUAUGCAUAACGUUUUCAGUGUGGAAAUCCGGUCUUUCUCAUUGAUUGUAAUUGCAUCUGACAAUCUUAUGGACUGCGUUCGGUUUUUCCAGUAAUCCAACAGUCUUUUAGUCAGUGAGUGAUGCAUUCCUCCAUUCACCGUCACUUUAAAAGAAGAGUCUGGCAUUUGACAACAUUAACUGGGUAGUGUUCAUUAUGCACCAAACGGAAGAAAGCGGAUUGAACUGCCAAGUGGGACUAAGAUGGAAACGCUCAUUUUUGUUUUAUAUCAAGUGCCUUAAUGAACACAACCCUGGCUAUUAUACAUUUUACACACAAACGUUCCGCCGACCCAAACUGUACUCCUCUGGCUCUCUUUUCUCUGAGCACAGUACGGUGUAACUCAAGGAUCAGCCUGCUUUGGUAGACACAGCUUAUUUACAGCCUGGUUUGGGCGGGACAUGGUGAGCUAACCAUGCCUCUCGGCUCACUUAAAAAAAAAAAAGGCACCCUAUUCCCUAUAUAGUUCACUACUUUUGUCCAGAGCCCAUAGGGCGCAGCAAAUAGGUCCCUUCAUCUUCCUGAGGCAUUGUAACCAGCUUAUACCCGUCUUGGCUUAACCCCUCUCUUCUUCUCCUCCUCCACCUCUUUCCUAUCCGAUUCCCUUCUUUCUGUGUUUGUUUAUUUUCUUUGCUCUCUCUCUUUCACCCAUCUCCGGCUGGUUCACUGUUAGAGCGAGUACCAGCCUCUCAUGGUGUUUGAGAUAGACACUGACACCAACACUAUAAAGAGGAGGCCUGGCACUCACAAGCAGGUGAAACACUGCUUUUUGGUUACAGUACUACACACACACACACACACACACACACAAACAUUUUACUUUUAGGGAACAACUAUGUGUACGCAGCAUACAGUCACACAUUGUUGGAUUAAUCACAGCAAUUCAUACAAACAAACCAAGUCAUAGGCACUUAAUCCUAAUUGCUCCUGUAAAUUGCUCUGGAUAAAAGCGUCUGCUAAUUGACUAAAAUGUAAAAUGGUAUAAAUGCGCUGUCUGCAAACAUACACUACAGUGCAUUCGGAAAGUAUUCAGACCCCUUGACUUUUUCCACAUUUUGUUACGUUACAGCCGUAUUCUAAAGUUGAUUUUAAAAAUAAUAAUCUCAUCGAUCUACACACAAUACCCCAUAAUGACAAAGCAAAGUUGCAAGUUUAUUAAAAAUAAAAAACAUAAAUACCUUAUUUACAUAAGUAUUCAGACCCUUUGCUAUGAGAAUCAAAAUUGAGCUCAGGUGCAUCCUGUUUCCAUUGACCAUCCUUGAGAUGUUUCUACAGCCAAGCUUGUAGCGUCACACCCAAGAAGACUUGAGGCUGUAAUCUCUGCCAAAGGUGCUUCAACAAAGUACUGAGGAAAGGGUCUGAAUACUUAUGUAAAUGUGAUAUUUCAGUUUUUUAUUUAAAAUACAUUUGCUAUAAUUCUAAAAACCUGUUUUUGCUUCGUCAUUAUUGGGUAUUGUGUGUAGAUUGAUGAGGGGGAAAAAACAAUUUAAUCAAUUUUAGAAUAAGGCUGUAACGGAACAAAAUGUAGAAAAAGUCAAGGGGUCUGAAUACUUUCCGAAUGCACUGUGUAUAUAUACAAAAGUAAUAAUAAUAAUAAUAUGCCAUUUAGCAGACGCUUUUAUCCAAAGCGACUUACAGUCGUGCGUGCAUACAUUUUUGUGUAUGGGUGGUCCCGGGGAUCGAACCCACUACCUUGGCGUUACAAGCGCCGUGCUCUACCAAAGUAUGUGGACAUGCCUUCAAAUUAGUGGAUUCGGCUAUUUCAGCCACACCUGUUGCUGACGUAUAUAAAAUCGAGCACACAGCCAUGCAAUCUCCAUAGACAAACAUAUGCAGUAGAAUGCCCUUACUGAAGAGCUCAGUGACUUUCAACGUGGCACCAUCAUAGGAUGCCACCUUUCCAACAAGUCUGUUUGUCAAGGUGCUGUUAUUGUGAAGUGGAAACGUCUAGGAGCAACAACGGCUCAGCCGCGAAGUGGUAGGCCACAGAAGCUCACAGAACUGGACCGCUGAGUGCUGACGAGCGUGGCCCGUAGAAAUCUUCUGUCCUCACUACCGAGUUCUAAACUGCCUCUGGAAGCAACAUCAGCACAAGAACUGUUCGUCUGGAUCUUCAUGAAAUGGGUUUUCAUGGCCAUGCAGCCGCACACAAGCCUGAGAUCACCAUGCGCAAUGCCAAGCAUCGGCUGGAGUGGUGUAAGAAUCGCUGCCAUUGGACUCUGGAGCAGUGGAAACGCGUUCUCUGGAGUGAUGAAUCACGCUUUACCGUCUGGCAGUCCGACGGACGAAUCUGGGAAUGGCAGAUGCCAGGAUAACGCUAACUGCUUCAAUGCAUAGAGCCAACUGUAAAGUUUGGUGGAGGAAUAAUGGUCUGGGGCUGUUCUUCAUGGUUUGGCCUAGGCCAUUUAGUUCCAGUGAAGGGACAUUUUUACACUUUAGCAUACAAUGACAUUCUAGACAAUUCUGUGCUUCCAACUUUGUGGCAACAGUUUGGGAAGGCCCUUUCCUGUUUCAGCAUGACAAUCCCCCCGUGCACAAAGCGAGGUCCAUACAGAAAUGGUUUGUCGAGAUCAGUGUGGAAGAACUUGACUGGCCUGCACAGAGCCCUGACCUCAACACCAUUGAACACCUUUGGGAUGAAUUGGAAUGCCGACUGCGAGCCAGGCCUAAUCACCCAACAUCAGUGCCCGACCUCACUAAUGCUCUUGUGGCUGAAUGGAAGCAAGUCCCCGCAGCAAUGUUCCAACAUCUAGUGGAAAGCCUUCCCAGAAGAGUGGAGGCUGUUAUAGCAGCAAAGGGGGCGACCAACUCCAUAUUAAUGCCCAUGAUUUUGGAAUGAGAUGUUCGACGAGCAGCUGUUCACAUACUUUUUGUCAUGUAGUGUACCAUCACACACACAGACGCAACCAUACACGCGCACAGUUAUUUUGAGGCCCUUAUCUGUGCAGCAUGCUGUGCGCACUGUGGUUACUCAAUUAACAGAACAGUACUCAAUUUUCUUUCCAUCUCUCUCUUCAUAUAAAAUCUCAAUUAUUUCACGUCUUUUUCUCUUUAUCAUAUUUACCUUCACACUUCCUUGAGUUACAUUUUCCCCCCAAUCCUCAUCGGAUUUUAUUUUAAAAAAUCCCUCAACCACCUUUUGGCAUUCCUUUCUUGUCUCUCUCAUUCAUUUUUUUUGUCCUCAACCCCCCCCAGUCUCUUUCUGGGUCUGGGAUGUCCAUAGAUGGGUGUGUCUCUUAUCCUGCCGACAUCGCCCCCACAUGUCUACAGCAGGUACUGCAACCUUGCGCGUCGUCUUUUCAGAUCAACCUCCCUUCUCCGUCUCUUUCUCUUUAUUUCCUUAUACUUUGGCUUUUAGAGCAUGCUGCUAAACACUGGUCCAGUGCUCCAUGGUUCUAUGCCCAUAGUCCACCCUCUCCGAUCUUUGAUGUAGCUGUAAAAGAGAGGUCUGUAAACACCAAACAGUCAAGAUGAAUGGUAAUGCUAACAGCGCUAAUUUUGGCGUCAAAAGAUGCUUGAGUGAUGUUUACGGGCCUUUACCCUUCCCAUUACAUCUCUGGUGUGAGACACCGGAGUAUUGUUGAGGGAACCGGAUAUGCAUGAAUGCUGGUGUCAAAUUGAAAGAGGGAUGAAAUUAACUCUCUCUCCCUCUGUUUUCUCUCCGCUGGGACUCGACUGGCCACUCAGCAGGGCGAGGAUCGCUCCUCCUCCCUGUCUCCCACAGGUAAGACACCAGUCACACUAUUCCUCCAUUUCCCUCUACAGUUACAUCACGGCUGCCAUUCACUGCUAGGUGCAGCUAGUCCUACUGGCUUCCAGGGAAACCAGAUUAUAAAUGGCUGUGAACUUGUGCGGCUUCCCACACACUCCUCCCCUCUCCUUACUAAUUUACUAAUUUCUGUAUCCCAAAUUGACCACUACCCCCUAGACGUUCCUGUGGAUCUGAAAGGAUUUUAUUCCACGCCCUAUUCACUCUGCCACUCUCCCACCUGCUCACUUCCUGUUCUGCUUGCAGCCCUCCAAUCACCUUCUUACCCUGGCCCUGUUGCCCCGCCCUCCUGCCAGCGGCCAGACAGCUUCUUGUUUGGCCUCAGCCAGAAGGAAGAGAAGAGGAGAGGUAUGUCACUGGAUCACAACCUCUGGAUCUCCGUUGCAUUGCCUUGGGAGCUUUCAGAAGAAGGUGUUGAUACCUCUCAAGUGUGUAAUGCGCAUGUCGCAAUUGAGUGUCGUAUGUGACAUUGCUCUGGUAACUGUAGCUUGGCUGAUAGACACGACUGGAUGGGAUCCUGCACAGUCACUGAGCGAAACUGUAGAUAGUCUAACAAUAUAGAAGGGGGCGGUGGGGGUGUAUAGUUUUAGAAAUCUGUCCAUAUCCAAAAUGAUCUAUGUUUUAAAUGGGGGAGGGGAAAUUGUCGGCUUUUGUUUUGACUGUUAUGGAUGAUCUGCUCUGUUGGUUUUGUGAUCCCAUCUGUUACUUUGAGUUCUGACUGACUAUAGGUCUGAGUUCUGUCUGUUGCUGUAGAGUUCAGGGACUUCCAUGUGUCUAUUACUUUAAGUUCCGUCUGUUGCUGUAGAGGUCUGUCUGUCUGUUGCUCAGCGUUCUGUCUGUCUGUUGCUCAGCGUUCUGUCUGUCUGUUGCUCAGCGUUCUGUCUGUCUGUUGCUCAGCGUUCCUUCCGUCUGUUGCUCAGCGUUCCUUCCGCCCUGUUGCUCAGAGUUCCUUCCGUCUGUUGCUCAGCGUUCCUUCCGCCCUGUUGCUCAGAGUUCCUUCCGUCUGUUGCUCAGCGUUCAUUCCGCCCUGUUGCUCAGCGUUCCUUCCGCCCUGUUGCUCAGCGUUCCUUCCGCCCUGUUGCUCAGCGUUCCUUCCGCCCUGUUGCUCAGCGUUCCUUCCGCCCUGUUGCUCAGAGUUCCUUCCGCCCUGUUGCUCAGAGUUCCUUCCGCCCUGUUGCUCAGAGUUCCUUCCGCCCUGUUGCUCAGAGUUCCUUCCGCCCUGUUGCUCAGCGUUCUGCCUGUGUUGCUCAGAGUUCCUUCCGCCUGUUGCUCAGAGUUCCUUCCGCCCUGUGGCUCAGCGUUCCUUCCGCCCUGUUGCUCAGAGUUCCUUCCGCCCUGUUGCUCAGAGUUCCUUCCGCCCUGUUUGCUCAGAGUUCCUUCCGCCCUGUUGCUCCGAGUUCCUUCCGCCCUGUUUGCUCAGCGUUCUUGCCUGUGUGCUCAGAGUUCCUUCCGCCUGUUGCUCAGAGUUUCCUUCCGCCUGUGGCUCAGCGUUCCUUCCGCCCUGUUUGCUCAGAGUUCCUUCCGCCCUGUGCUCAGAGUUCCUUCCGCCCUGUUGCUCAGAGUUCCUUCCGCCCUGUUGCUCAAGUUCCUUCCGCCUGUUGCUCAGAGUUCCUUCCGCCCUGUUGCUCAGAGUUCCUUCCGCCCUGUUGCUCAGAGUUCCUUCCGCCUGUUGCUCAGAGUUCCUUCCGCCUGUUGCUCAGAGUUCCUUCCGCCUGUUGCUCAGAGUUCCUUCCGCCCUGUUGCUCAGAGUUCCUUCCGCCCUGUUGCUCAGAGUUCCUUCCGCCUGUUGCUCAGAGUUCCUUCCGCCUGUUGCUCAGAGUUCCUUCCGCCCUGUUGCUCAGCGUUCCUUCCGCCCUGUUGCUCAGAGUUCCUUCCGCCCUGUUGCUCAGAGUUCCUUCCGCCAUGUUGCUCAGAGUUCCUUCCGCCCUGUUGCUCAGCGUUCCUUCCGCCCUGUUGCUCAGCGUUCCUUCCGCCCUGUUGCUCAGCGUUCCUUCCGCCCGUUGCUCAGAGUUCCUUCCGCCUGUUGCUCAGAGUUCUGUCUGUGUUGCUCAGCGUUCUGUCUGUGUUGCUCAGCGUUCCUUCCGCCCUGUUGCUCAGCGUUCUGUCUGUUGCUCAGCGUUCCUUCCGCCCUGUUGCUCAGCGUUCCUUCCGCCCUGUUGCUCAGAGUUCCUUCCGCCCUGUUGCUCAGAGUUCCUUCCGCCCUGUUGCUCAGAGUUCCUUCCGCCCUGUUGCUCAGAGUUCCUUCCGCCUGUUGCUCAGCGUUCUGCCUGUGUUGCUCAGCGUUCCUUCCGCCCUGUUGCUCAGCGUUCCUUCCGCCUGUUGCUCAGAGUUCCUUCCGCCUGUUGCUCAGAGUUCCUUCCGCCUGUUGCUCAGAGUUCCUUCCGCCCUGUUGCUCAGGGUUCCUUCCGCCUGUUGCUCAGCGUUCUGUCUGUGUUGCUUAGAGUUCCUUCCGCCCUGUUGCUCAGGGUUCCUUCCGCCUGUUGCUCAGCGUUCUGUCUGUGUUGCUUAGAGUUCCUUCCGCCUGUUGCUCAUAGUUCCUUCCGCCCUGUUGCUCAGCGUUCCUUCCGCCCUGUUGCUCAGAGUUCCUUCCGCCCUGUUGCUCAGAGUUCCUUCCGCCCUGUUGCUCAGAGUUCCUUCCGCCCUGUUGCUCAGAGUUCCUUCCGCCCUGUUGCUCAGCGUUCUGUCUGUGUUGCUUAGAGUUCCUUCCGCCCUGUUGCUCAGGGUUCCUUCCGCCUGUUGCUCAGCGUUCUGUCUGUGUUGCUUAGAGUUCCUUCCGCCUGUUGCUUAGAGUUCCUUCCGCCUGUUGCUUAGAGUUCCUUCCGCCCUGUUGCUCAGAGUUCCUUCCGCCCUGUUGCUCAGCGUUCCUUCCGCCCUGUUGCUCAGAGUUCCUUCCGCCUGUUGCUCAGAGUUCCUUCCGCCUGUUGCUCAGAGUUCCUUCCGCCUGUUGUUCAGAGUUCCUUCCGCCUGUUGCUCAGCGUUCUGUCUGUGUUGCUCAGAGUUCCUUCCGCCCUGUUGCUCAGCGUUCCUUCCGCCUGUUGCUCAGAGUUCCUUCCGCCUGUUGCUCAGAGUUCCUUCCGCCUGUUGCUCAGUGUUCUGUCUGUCUGUUGCUCGGAGUUCCUUCCGCCUGUUGCUCAGCGUUCUGCCUGUGUUGCUUAGAGUUCCUUCCGCCUGUUGCUCAGUGUUCCUUCCGCCUGUUGCUCAGUGUUCUGUCUGUCUGUUGCUCGGAGUUCCUUCCGCCUGUUGCUCAGUGUUCUGUCUGUCUGUUGCUCGGAGUUCCUUCCGCCUGUUGCUCAGCGUUCUGUCUGUGUUGCUUAGAGUUCCUUCCGCCUGUUGCUCAGAGUUCCUUCCGCCUGUUGCUCAGUGUUCUGUCUGUCUGUUGCUCGGAGUUCCUUCCGCCUGUUGCUCAGCGUUCUGUCUGUGUUGCUUAGAGUUCCUUCCGCCUGUUGCUCAGAGUUCCUUCCGCCUGUUGCUCAGUGUUCUGUUUGUCUGUUGCUCGGAGUUCCUUCCGUCUGUUGCUCAGAGCUUGUCGAUCUGCAGCUCAGAGUUCCGUCUGCCUGUUGCUGUAGAGGUCUGUCUAUCUGCUGUGGUUUGUCUUCUGAAUUGUUUGCCAGCCGUCUGAUCAUGCCAUUGUAUCUGUAGAAAGCUGGAUAUUCCCCCUCUUCAGGAUUAGUCAUUAGCACCCAUUCUGCUUUCACCAGCUUUUGAUCUUGUGUUUGUUUGAGCCUGUGUGUUUCUGCCUUCCUCCCCAGGUGAUGGUGCCUCCCCCGGGCCAGAGCCUGAAGAGGUGACCCCUACCCAACCUCAAGGCCCUGUGGGAGAGGAGGCUGCUCUGGUGGAGCAACUGCGGAAGGUGAGCAACACCCGACAGAUUCUCCCCCCUUUUAACCAAACGAUUAGGGCCUGGAGUUUCGACUGGGUUCAUAAAGCUUCUCAGAGUAGAAGUGCUGAACUAGAAUCAGUUUUGCCUUUCAGAUUGUAAUGAGUACUAUUAUAUGGACACAGGGGACCUGAUCCUAGAUCAGCACUCCUAAUCUGAGAUGUUUUAUGAGCCCAGGUCAGAUCACAAGGUCAGGAACAACUCCUGGCCCUACAUGUGCUGAUCCCACUGUAACUGUGUCGUACUCUAUUUUGUAGAACAUCGAGUCGCGUCUGAAAGUGUCCUUGCCCAGCGACCUUGGAGCAGCACUGACCGACGGGGUCGUACUCUGCCAUCUAGCCAAUCACGUGCGGCCACGAUCCGUACCCAGCAUCCAUGUGCCCUCCCCUGCUGUGGUGAGUGUUUACACACGUUAUACGUGUGGUGUGGUGAGUGUUUACACACGUUAUACGUGUGGUGUGGUGAGUGUUUACACACGUUAUACAUGUGGUGUGGUGAGUGUUUACAAACGUUAUACGUGUGGUGUGGUGAGUGUUUACACACGUUAUACAUGUGGUGAGUGUUUACAAACGUUAUACGUGUGGUGUGGUGAGUGUUUUACACACGUUAUACAUGUGGUGUGGUGAGUGUUUACACACGUUAUACAUGUGGUGAGUGUUUACACACGUUAUACGUGUGGUGUGGUGAGUGUUUACACACGUUAUACAUGUGGUGUGGUGAGUGUUUACACACGUUAUACGUGUGGUGUGGUGAGUGUUUACACACGUUAUACAUGUGGUGAGUGUUUACACACGUUAUACGUGUGGUGUGGUGAGUGUUUACACACGUUAUACAUGUGGUGUGGUGAGUGUUUACACACGUUAUACGAUGUGGUGUGGUAGUGUUUAACACAUUAUACAUGUGGUGUGGUGAGUGUUUUACACACGUUAUACAUGUGGUGUGGUGAGUGUUUACAACGUUAUACUGUGGUGUGGUGAGUGUUUACACACGUUAUACAUGUGGUGUGGUGAGUGUUUACAACGUUAUACGUGUGGUGUGGUGAGUGUUUACACGUUAUACAUGUGGUGAGUGUUUACACACGUUAUACGUGUGGUGUGGUGAGUGUUUACACACGUUAUACGUGUGGUGUGGUGAGUGUUUACACAGUUAUACAUGUGGUGGUGAGUGUUUACACACGUUAUACAUGUGGUGUGGUGAGUGUUUACACACGUUAUACGUGUGGUGUGGUUGAGUGUUUACACGUUAACAGGGGUUUACACGUCGUGGUGUGGUGAGUGUUUACACACGUUAUACUGUGGUGUGGUGAGUGUUUACACACGUUAUACAGUGGUGAGUGUUCCUUAAUGUGGUUGGUGGUUUUACACGUUAUACGUGGUGUGGUGAGUGUUUACACACGUUAUACUGUGGUGUGGUGAGUGUUUACACGUUAUAACAUGUGGUGUGGUGAGUGUUUACACACGUUAUACAUGUGGUGUGAGUGUUUACACACGUUAUACAUGUGGUGUGGUGAGUGUUUACAACGUUAUACGUGUGGUGUGGUGAGUGUUUACAACGUUAUACAUGUGGUGUGGUGAGUGUUUACACACGUUAUACGUGUGGUGUGGUGAGUGUUUACACACGUUAUACAUGUGGGUGUGGUGAGUGUUUACACGUUAUACAUGUGGUGUGGUGAGUGUUUACAACGUUAUACAUGUGGUGUGGUGAGUGUUUACACGUUAUACAUGUGGUGUGGUGAGUGUUUACACACGUUAUACAUGUGGUGUGGUGAGUGUUUACACGUUAUACAUGUGGUGUGGUGAGUGUUUACAAACGUUAUACAUGUGGUGUGGUGAGUGUUUACACGUUAUACAUGUGGUGUGGUGAGUGUUUACACGUUAUACAUGUGGUGUGGUGAGUGUUUACAAACGUUAUACAUGUGGUGUGGUGAGUGUUUACACGUUAUACAUGUGGUGUGGUGAGUGUUUACACGUUAUACAUGUGGUGUGGUGAGUGUUUACACACGUUAUACAUGUGGUGUGGUGCAUUAGUGAGAUGUCAGAGUUAAUUUAGUCAGUGUGUCUUUCUGCAGGAACAUUACACUUCAAGCAUACCAAUAUAACAAUGCUCUUUUUUACCUUGCGAAACAUUUGCAUUUGGGUUAUGAUCAGACACUGCUUUCAUCCCAAAUGGCAGCCUAUUCCCUAUGUAGUGCACUACUGUGACCAUAGCCCUAUGGGCCAUGUUGAAAAGUAGUGCACUGCUGUGACCAUAGCCCUAUGGGCCCUGCUCAAAAGUAGUGCACUACUGUGACCAUAGCCCUAUGGGCCCUGUUCAAAAGUAGUGCACUAUACAGGGAAUAGGCUGCCAUUUGGGACACAGCCACUAUCAUUGUCCCCGUUUUGUCUCUGUCCAUCAAGCCCAAACUGACGAUGGCCAAGUGUCGGCGGAACGUGGAGAACUUUCUGGAGGCGUGUCGCAGGAUCGGGGUUCCACAGGUAAGACCUUCACACUAGUCCAAUAAAGGACUGGCAUGCUCAACUCACUAGUCUUCGUGCUAAAACAUCUGUGUGUUUGUGAUGGGUUAGAAAAAGCAUAUGAUACAAGAGAACCUGUACUGACUGACUGUGUUCUUCAGAUGUUACAUUAAUUUGCAAGCAGCAGAUGGUGAUCUAACCAAAUUAGUUAAAUACCUAAAGGCUACUUUCAGGUUUUUCUCUUCUAUCAUAAGAUUUUUUGCACAGAUUAGGGAGACAAACUCCCUCUACUACUCUGCUUUUUGUAUCAACAACACAGUUUAGCCUAGUUCUCUGUCCCUGCCCUUUUUAUCAGCUAACUCAGCUAACUCAACUGACAACUGGCACCUGCAGAGCUUUUGUAAACUUGACUUGGAGAGCCACUUGCCUGUUACUAACAGUAACUUUCUCUCUCUUUCCGCUCUUUCUUUUAACCAUAACACUUCCCUUUCAAACUCAUCUUCCAUCUGUCCGUCCAAACAAAAAACUCCCCUAUCUGUGUAAUUUUAACCUUUGCCCUGCCCCCACCCCCCUCCGCCGCCAUUCUCCCCCCCCACUUCAUCUCCCGUGGGGCAGGAGAGGCUGUGCACUGUGGAGGAGGUUCUGGAUGGCCGUGGAAGCUGUGUUUACGGGACGCUGGGGGUCCUGCUCUCCAUGGCUCCCCCCCCCCUCCUAAUGCCUUCUCCCCCGGCCCAGCUGGCAGGCUUCGCCCUCUUCUAUCUGUCCAUCAUGUCUGUGCUGUGUGCCCUGUACUGCCACCUGGUGCCCCACCUCUGA
Coregonus sp. 'balchen' is the source of this 37981-nucleotide messenger RNA. The record is from the annotation of a GenBank genome assembly. Lineage: Eukaryota; Metazoa; Chordata; Actinopteri; Salmoniformes; Salmonidae.